Messenger RNA from Cercopithifilaria johnstoni, 885 nucleotides. The record is from the annotation of a GenBank genome assembly. Lineage: Eukaryota; Metazoa; Nematoda; Chromadorea; Rhabditida; Onchocercidae.
AUGGGUUGCUUUUACGGAAAGCCAGGUCUUGAAGUUGGAACACAACAAUAUCGAAUACUGAAACCUUUCGCUAAAGGAGGCUUCAGUCAAUUAUUUCUAAUAGAGGAUUACAAAAGUGGUCAUAAAUGGGCCCUAAAACGGAUUGAUUGUCAUUCGAAGACAGAUAUUGAGCGUGUUCGGAAUGAAAUAAACAUACAACAAAAAUUUGGAAUGCACCCGAAUAUCCUGUCACUGAAAUGUUUUACAAGUGACGAAAUUCCCCAUAGCCUUCGAUUUUCGCUUAUAUUUACUUUUUACAAGCGUGGUACUCUUCAACAUGAACUUACAAAUCGCCGUUCAUCAUGUGAUUACAUCGAUGAAGAACGGGUUAUACGUCUUUUUCUGCAAAUUAUUUCUGCUGUUAAAUUAAUGCAUUCAUCUUCUCCUCCUAUUGCUCAUAGAGAUAUAAAACCAGCUAAUGUGUUGCUCUCAGACGAUGAUCGUCCAGUGUUGAUGGAUUUUGGUAGUUGUUUCGCAUGUCCAAUAAUAAUUAAUGAUGGAAAAGAUUCAAGAAUGCAGUUGGAUGAAGCUGGUGAAUUAUGUUCAAUGCCUUAUCGCGCUCCAGAACUUUUUGUUUGUGAAAUUGGUUCAAUAAUCGAUCAGUCUGUAGAUAUAUGGUCACUUGGUUGCCUUUUAUUUGCGUUAUGCUUCUUUCGCUCGCCAUUUGAUGAUAUCUAUGAACGUGGUGACAGUAUCGCACUUGCUGUUCAGUCGGGAAAAAUUAGUUAUAUUGAAAAUCAUCCAUACAGUCAAAAAAUCCUAGAUGCAAUUCAUGCAAUGAUAACUGUCAAUCCAAAGGAUCGACCGAGCAUUCCUUUCAUCUGUGAUCUGUUACAAAAGUUCUAG